Phalacrocorax carbo (great cormorant) is the source of this 1286-nucleotide messenger RNA. NCBI's taxonomy places the organism in Eukaryota, Metazoa, Chordata, Aves, Suliformes, Phalacrocoracidae. The record is from RefSeq and is a predicted model, not a curated record.
GUUCGGCCGGGGCCGGGCCUGAGGCGCGGCCGCCCCCGACCGCUCCGCCGGGAGAGGCCGCCCGGUGGAGGCGGUGCCUGGCCUGGCCGGGCCCGCCAUGCCGAAGCGCUCCUGCCCCUUCGGGGAGGCAGCCCCGCUCCAGCUGAAAACACGCGUGGGGCUGCGGGAGCUGAGCCGCGGCGUGCGGGGCGAGGAGUACCGCCGGGAGGUCUUCGAAAGGACCCGGCGGCUGCUCUUCAGGGGCGCCCAGGCGUGCAUGGAGGGCGCCGGCCUCGCCGCCAGCCGCUCGCCAGAGGCGGGCGGGGAGGCCCCCGAGGGCAGCGCCGGGCGCCGCUGGAGCGGGCAGCUGCUCAUCGGCCACGACGGGAGGCUGCGGAGGCGGCCCGACGCCACGGAGAAGGUUCCACCCAUGGGAGUUUCCAAAGCCUGUUCAUCGUGCAUAAGAACCGCUGAUGUCAAGGAAGUGUGUACACAGUGCGACAAGUUUGUCUGCCAGAACUGCAGCAGGCUCUGCAGCUGCUGUAAUGCAGUUACCUGCUCUUUGUGCUCCACGGUUGAUUGUGGGUAGGAGGGCCAGACAUCCACUUGACCUGCACAGCAAUGUCAAAAUCAACAUAGUUUCACCAGGUACUUGACGUGUUCUACAUACAUAUGCUCUUAAACUUGCACUGAAGUUCUGAAGACUGCUAGCAGCUCCGUGUGCGGAAAUCCACUUCAAUCUGAUCAGACUUUAGAACGUGACCGUUCACCCUGCCUAUUCAGUAGACGUUCCAUGUCAUCGCCACAGGGUGGCAUCACUAUGUUAGUUUUGUGUCGAUUGUUACCCCAGUUCUUAGUUUCUUCUCAAGUCCUCAGGGCUUGGUUGAUACUGUUAUAAUAGGACUGCUAGUUUGGGGCCGGGGGCGUUUUUAAAAUAUCCCCCUCAUAAAUGUGUAGGUCCGAACCAAAUGCUUCCAAAACAGAAUUUUUUUAUCUGAAAAUACUUUGUACUGUUCGUAAAAUAUAGCCUGAAAUUCAAAAUGGACCAUUUUGCUGUCUACAAGGACAAAAGCAAAAUGUAAAUUGUGUGCAUAAAUGUAAAUCGAUCACAUUAUUUUUUUUCUUUGAAUUUUAAGGUAUCAGUAUCAUAACCAAGGGUAUUUUUAUGCUAGACAAUAUGUAAGUUAUAUCACUCUUUUCUUAAAAAAAACCAAAAAACCCUGAACACCUUGUGUCUCAUUCCACAUGUUGCUACAUUAAAUUAAUGUAUCACAUACAAGUUGUUCUCAUAAAGACGUGAAAGAGUA